GACGCGGCGACGGCGAGGCGGGGACCGCGCGGGCGGGCGGCCGAGGAUGCUGCGGGGCGCCCCGGGCCCGUGACCCCACCCGCUCGGCUCUGGGCUCCGCUCGGCGCGCGCCGGCCCCGGCUGCUGACAGCGCGACGCGCGGCCGCCGAGCAGCACGGAUGCAUGACAACAUGUCCACCAUGGUGUACAUAAAGGAAGACAAGCUGGAGAAGCUCACGCAGGAUGAGAUCAUCUCCAAGACCAAGCAGGUGAUCCAGGGGCUGGAGGCGCUGAAGAACGAGCACAACUCCAUCCUGCAGAGCCUGCUGGAGACGCUCAAGUGUCUGAAGAAGGAUGACGAGAGCAACCUGGUGGAGGAGAAGUCCAACAUGAUCCGGAAGUCGCUGGAGAUGCUGGAGCUCGGCCUGAGCGAGGCGCAGGUCAUGAUGGCCCUGUCCAACCACCUCAACGCCGUGGAGUCGGAGAAGCAGAAGCUGCGGGCGCAGGUGCGGCGCCUGUGCCAGGAGAACCAGUGGCUGCGGGACGAGCUGGCGGGCACCCAGCAGAAGCUGCAGCGCAGCGAGCAGGCCGUGGCCCAGCUGGAGGAGGAGAAGAAGCACCUGGAGUUCAUGAACCAGCUGAAGAAGUACGACGACGACAUCUCCCCCUCGGAGGACAAAGACUCCGACUCCAGCAAGGAACCCCUGGAUGACCUUUUCCCCAACGACGACGACGACCCUGGUCAAGGCAUCCAGCAGCAGCACAGCAGUGCGGCGGCCGCUGCUCAGCAGGGCGGCUACGAGAUCCCGGCGCGCCUGCGCACGCUGCACAACCUGGUCAUCCAGUACGCGUCCCAGGGCCGCUACGAGGUGGCCGUGCCGCUGUGCAAGCAGGCGCUGGAGGACCUGGAGAAGACCUCGGGCCACGACCACCCCGACGUGGCCACCAUGCUCAACAUCCUGGCGCUGGUGUACAGAGACCAGAACAAAUACAAAGACGCGGCCAACCUCCUCAACGACGCCCUGGCCAUCCGCGAGAAGACGCUGGGCAAAGACCACCCCGCGGUGGCGGCGACGCUCAACAACCUGGCGGUGCUCUACGGCAAGAGAGGGAAGUACAAGGAGGCGGAGCCACUGUGCAAGCGGGCGCUGGAGAUCCGGGAGAAGGUCCUGGGGAAGGACCACCCCGAUGUGGCCAAGCAGCUGAACAACCUGGCGCUGCUGUGCCAGAACCAGGGCAAGUACGAGGAGGUGGAGUACUACUACCAGAGGGCCCUGGACAUCUACCAGACGCGCCUGGGCCCCGACGACCCCAACGUGGCCAAGACGAAGAACAACCUGGCGUCCUGCUACCUGAAGCAGGGCAAGUUCAAGCAGGCGGAGACCCUGUACAAGGAGAUCCUGACCCGCGCGCACGAGAGGGAGUUCGGCUCUGUGGACGACGAGAACAAGCCCAUCUGGAUGCACGCCGAGGAGAGGGAAGAGUGCAAGGGGAAGCAGAAGGAUGGGGCGUCGUUCGGAGAAUAUGGCGGCUGGUACAAAGCGUGUAAGGUGGACAGCCCGACUGUUACAACGACUUUAAAAAACCUCGGAGCUCUCUACAGACGUCAGGGCAAAUUUGAAGCUGCUGAGACCUUGGAGGAAGCAGCCAUGCGGUCACGGAAACAGGGCCUCGACACCGCUCACAAACAGAAGGUGGCUGAGGUGCUGAGUGACGGGGAGCACGCGGAAAAGGGGCGCAGCCGCGAGAGCUUGGACGUGGUCAAGUACGAGAGUGGCCCUGACGGAGGGGAGGAAGUGAGUAUGAGCGUAGAGUGGAACGGGAUGAGAAAAAUGAAGCUCGGGCUGGUUAAGUGACUUGCUCUCCAUCCCUCGGCCUAGCUCCCGACUGCCCGCUGUCCUGCAUGAGGCGGCUCCUCGCCAGCUAACCUCGCCAGUGCUGCCCGCUGCGCUAGCCCCCCCCACUCGGGACUGGCCCUUCCUCUCGGUGCUGCUGUCCGGGGGGGCUCUCGUCCCCAUGUAGCUUUGCCAGAUAUGUACCUAGUGACCCGCGCUGUAUCACUCCACCACGUCCUGUGUAGACAGUUUAGCCGUGAGAGCGAUAGGCUGUUCACUCCGACACGAGGUAGUUAGAUGUCCCCGCAGCUGUGCGCAGUGGCAUGACCGUGACUGACCGUGGACACUGGCCGCCCGGCCGCCCUCUCCCCGGGGCUCUGCCCCAGUAGCCUCUGCUCUGUGCUCUGUGUGUGAAACUCGCGGUUCUGCUUUUCUCUACUAACCUCUCCGUGUUCGGUGACGUGUGCAUUUGUGUCUUUCUAACUUCUAAUAAACUCACUCCAACUCA
Messenger RNA from Sorex araneus (European shrew), 2322 nucleotides. RefSeq names its product kinesin light chain 1 (gene KLC1). Bases 159 to 1835 code for a protein of 558 amino acids. Gene Ontology annotation, molecular function: kinesin binding. Lineage: Eukaryota; Metazoa; Chordata; Mammalia; Eulipotyphla; Soricidae. Gene Ontology annotation, biological process: axo-dendritic transport. The transcript has 15 exons. The record is from RefSeq and is a predicted model, not a curated record. Gene Ontology annotation, cellular component: kinesin complex; cytoplasm; membrane-bounded organelle.